GAGAAAUGCUCAUACAAUGAGACUCUGUAGUAGGCUACCUCCGCAAUUCCCGUGCCUCGGUGCGCUGCUCGGACAAAUGAUUGUCAAUGGAAUACUUGAGACAGAUCGCAAUCGGUUGGUGUGUCGGAUCCUAGGCGUUACGGGUUCCGUUGUUUGUGUAGUGUAAUUGACCAAGAUGUAACUUGAUUUCUAAUUCGAACCGGGGGAGAAUAUGUAAAAUGAAAAUCCAGUCGUGAGUCUGGAAGUUGUAUUUUCAACAGAGAAUGUGUUUGGCCUAAUUUGCUUAGUUUACUCUUGAUAGUCUUUAAAAAUGGUGGUAGAAUAAGUGUCGGCUUUUUCAUUAAACUGAGAACUUGGGCUUUGUAGUUAUCCGUAUAGCUUUUCGAAACAGCGUGUGAAACAUUUAAUUAUGAACGGAAUGGCAUUUGCCGAUGAUCUCUAAAGCUGUUACAGCAUUUAUUUUGUGCCAAAUUGUUUUACUUGUCUAGGAGGCGGUUUUGUAGGCUAGAUAUAUGACAAUAGAGUUUUUAAUCGAGAUCGUUGCGGUACAGAUCUUUUGUGUGCCCUAGCUGCGGUUUAUAAAGUAAACCUAUCUAUCGGAACUCGGGUAUGGGAGAAGCUACUCCCGCACAGCCCGCUGCGGGGGUUUUUGUCCCAAUGUUAGGUGUUGGCAUGGUAGGACCUAUCCCAGGUGGGGUCAGCGGGCCAAUUGCGACCUCGAGGGGGUCUGCUGUCCCGCAGUUGCAUAGUGCGAUAGUUGAGCGUCUACGCGCCCGGAUUGAACUGUGUAGGAGACACCACUCGACUUGUGAGAACCGCUACCAGCGCGGUCAGGCCGAGAACUCGGAUCGUGAACACGAGACUACUCUACACCUUCUGAACAUUGUGCAUCAAGGACCAGGAAUCAGAAAAACCAAGGGCAGCCGUGCCUCAAGCCAGCAACCUUUAGAGUACAACAGAAUUAAUGGAGAACAGAAAGCGCAAAGUUCUGCAGCAGGAGAACAGAAGAUCUCAACACGCAUAGCCCUCCAGGGGUCGUUAAGGAGGAAGAUUGAAGGACAUGCUCCAGGUUACCCCCCCAAGCAAAAUGACCUCUCUGGUGGACCUUCAGGCUAUAAGCGUGCACGUAUGGAGAACAGUGGGAUGGGUCAUGGACCCUGUGCUUUCAGCUCUGGCCAGUCCCAGUCUCUGCAGGGUGGUUCCAUCAUGGGCAACAGUCUGCAGCGGAAGAACUACAUGAUGCCCCAUGGCGUAAGCUCUGAUCUGUUCAACAUGACCCUUAAGGAGAUGAAGAAAGAGCCCAUUGAGGUCCAGUCAUGUGGACAAUCAUCCGCAGACCCCAGCAUGAUGGUGUUUGACUUCAAAGAUGAGGGGGGAAGUCAGAUUGAUCCUGAACUUCAGGACUUGUUUGACGAGCUCACCAAGUCUGUGCCUUCGCUUAACGACCUGGAGUUUGAGAAAAUGUUGAAACACGACGAUGCGUUCGGUUUAGACCUGGGUCGGCCCAGUUCAGCGGGGGCAGCCAACCUGUGCUCUCAGUUGGAGAAGACCAUAAAGACGGAGUUCUCCCCAGAUUACAGCCAGACUCACUGCGGUUCACCUCAGCUCCGGCCUGCUUCCGCUGGGCCCUCCUUUACCAUGGGAAGCUCCUCCCUUUCCACCUCUCCCAUCACCUCUGCACAGAAGGCAGGUAGCCAGAUCCCCUCUAGAGGCCUGCCCAGCUGGCCAGAGGUGUCUCAUGCUGAGCAGCUGAAACAGAUGGCAGCCAACCAGCAGCAGCCCAACUCCCACCUUCACCACCACCAGCAGACUCAGCCUGGAGGGGGCACCAGCUGGGCUCCAGCCAUGAGCACCCACUCCUCCAGCAGCUCCUUCCCCCAUGACAAGCUGUCCAACCAGGCAGCCUCGCUCGCCCAGCAGAGGAUCAGUCCCCAAAGCUCCAUCCUGCCCCCCAUGAGCAGCAGCCAGAACAAGGGGAUCAACAACUGCCUCUUCAAGUCUAACGGACACAAUGGUUCCAAUCACAUUGACAUGAAGGUUCUUAGCAAGCCCAUUCUGCAGUUCAGCCCCAAAUCCCCGCACCCCGUCAACCAGCAGAUCCCCAUCAUAACAGGCCCUCUGAACAAGACUAUAUCCCAGCAACAGCCAUCCACCAAAGCCCAGAACCAGACCCAUCACUACCAGAACCCCCAGGUAGCUAUGUCUGGGGUCCAGUGUCUGCAGCCCAAAGCCAUGCCCCAGAGGACCCCCCUUAAUCAGCAUGGACCAGGGCUCCACUUCAAACUAGCCCAGCAAAGACAGGGAAUUGCACUUGGACCUCGCUUACCCACCAAUGACAGUCUAGUGGGCAUGACAGCUCAGUCCCAAACACAGCAACGACCUCCAGCUCCCAUCAGCCAACACAAGCCCCCAGGCAAGACUCCAGCCAUACAGAGACAACUGACCCAGCAACAACACAUUAUCAAUGACUCGGACAAGGACAGCACACAAGACCAAUUUAACCGUCAUCUAACCAGACCACCACCAGAUUAUAAACAAACAAGAAACAUGGUUGGAGUUCAACAGUCAGGUCUGUUCACAGGAAUGAACUCUUCUCAGUCUAUGCCAGGCAGCAGUCCUGAGAGUGAUCUCCAGCCCAUGCCCUGUCAUCUGUCCAAUGGUCCAGGUGCUAAGAUGCUCCCCACACCUGACAGGAGAUUUGGGAGUGGGACUGACCCUCAUCAAGGCUCCUGUAUUGGCCAACUCCAGCAACACAAUAACCAGAGCAGAAUUGGAGUAAACCAAAACAAACCCAGAUUCCCAGUGUCUAACAAUCAGGGCAACGCAUUCGGAAUGAGUAAUAUCAAUAGCGUGCAACAUCCCAGGGCAUUAGUAGGGCAGCAGUCACAAGGCAUGCCUGGGAAGGGACUAGGAGGCAUGAUGACUAGUAACAUGGGCUGGUCCUCCAGCUCGAAGCAGGCCAGUUUGGGGCCUGGGCUGGGUGUUAGGAGGCUGCCCAAUUCUUUGCAAUCUCAGGGAGGCCAGCUGGACAUGACAGCCCACCACUAUCAACAGAGGCAUGUUGGCCCACCCAACCAGGUAGCACCAGACAUAGGCAUGCUUCCCCUGAACUCUGCCAUCAGAGGCACAGCACCCAGAGCUAGCCAGCCGAUGAUGCCCCCUCGAUCAGUCAUGGGUAACCUGAACCAAGCUUCUCCUGAACAGAGGGUACCUGCAGGCUCAUUUUCAACAACCAGCCAAAACUCUAGCGCUUACCAGAGUAACAGGGUCAACCGGCUGACCUUUGAGUUCCUCCAGGAGGGAGAUAACACCGUCCCAGGGAUAAACACCGACUCCGAUUUCAUAGACUCUUUGCUCAAGUCUGGCUCUGGGAAUGACGACUGGAUGAAAGAUAUAAACUUGGAUGAGAUUCUGGGCAGUCAUACUUGAACAAAGUUUUCUGUACACACACAAACAUUCAAACCAUGAGCCUCGUAGCUCGUAAGGGAUAUGAUUUGUAAAAGAUGUUGAAAUGUAAUUUUGUAAACAAAACAUAUGAUUUGUUAUCCAAAUACAUUGGGUAACAGUAAACCUUUAGUUGGGAUUAAUUACUAUGCAA
Messenger RNA from Hypomesus transpacificus, 3598 nucleotides. Its product is annotated as mastermind-like protein 2. Gene Ontology annotation, biological process: positive regulation of transcription of Notch receptor target; Notch signaling pathway. The transcript is spliced from 5 exons. Gene Ontology annotation, cellular component: nucleoplasm; nuclear speck. Bases 610 to 3429 code for a protein of 939 amino acids. NCBI's taxonomy places the organism in Eukaryota, Metazoa, Chordata, Actinopteri, Osmeriformes, Osmeridae. The record is from RefSeq and is a predicted model, not a curated record. Gene Ontology annotation, molecular function: transcription coactivator activity.